AUGGCGUCCAUCAACAGUGAUGAGUGGAAAGCUAUCUGCGACAAAUUUACCAACGCCCAAAACCUCACAGAUGUAGAAUCACGAAAAGACCCUGAAAACGACCCUUUCCGCUCCAAGUACAAGGCCAGGGAGCUCCUCAGAGAGAUAUACUGCUCCCUGAAGAGUUUUGAGGCCAGUGAUGGCGAGGAGGAGAUCGCUGAGCAGCGGCCGCCGGAGGAGCCUGUGGACGGGCAGAGGGAGGACCUGUUCGGUCAGGGCUCCAGCGGAGACUCGCCGGCCGGGCUGCGGGCCGCUAAACUCGGGGCGGUGGAGUACUAUCUGGGCGUCAACCACGUCGAUACAGAGGAGCUGUCAGCCGGCCAAGAGCAUUUGAUGAACUGCAUGAAACUGCUGGAGAGAUACAAUGUGUCGUCCGUGAAUGUGUCGUUGUUCAUCCAUGUCAGGAACCAGUUGGGCAUCCUUUGGGCAGGCCGGGAUGAGACAGAGACCGCCCAGGGAUUCCUGGAAACAGCUGAAGCCAUCUACCAACGGUAUAUGAAGGAGGAUGGGAGUCCUCCCACUGAUAUGACAGAAUACUUUUCUACUGAGGAAAAAACAUACCAGGAAAGGAUCAAAAGGUUUGAGUUGGCCUACACCCAUACCAUGUACUACCUUGCUCAAGUCUAUAAAAACCUUGGUCAAAAUGAGCGUGCUGCCACCUACUGUCACAGCACCCUGCAGAGACAGUUAAAGUUAAAUCAGUACAGUCCAAUGGAGUGGGCUCUGAACGCCGCUACGCUAUCACAGUAUUACAUCACUAAGGGACGAUACAUGGAGGGUAGACACUGUCUUUCAGCAGCCACCGUCAUAUCAGGUUUGGCAGGAGAAGUUCCUUCUGAGGCUGCAGCACAGGAGAGUGAGACAGAGUGUGAGCGUAGAGAACAGCUGAGACAGAAGAGAGCAGAGAUUGCGAGAUGUUGGAUCAAAUACUGUCUCAACCUCCUUCAAGAUACUAAGAAACUGCUAGAGGAUAACAUUGGAGAGCUGGAUAAUGAUCGUCAAGAAGAGUUAAAGAGAGCGAGAAGACUUGAGGAGGAGGAAGAAGAGAAGGGCAGGAAGAGUGCUCUGCUGUUCGGCUCUGAGGACACUUUUGACUUAAUCGCGAGCUUGGAAGAGAAGGUCAGCUGUUUGUUUCCACUGGACUUUGCAGAGGCCAGAGCUGUGUUUCUGGUGGGACAGAAUUAUGUCACACAGGCUAAGGAGUACUUUCAGAUGGACGGCUAUGUGACGGACCACAUAGAGAUCUUGCAGGAUCACAGUUCUCUGUUCAGGGCUCUGGCUUUCUUUGAAGAGGAUCUGGAGCGACGCUGCAAAAUGCACAAACGACGGGUUGACAUGCUAGAGCCAGUCUGCAUUGACUUGAAUGCCCAGUACUACUUAAUGAUCCGCAGACAGCUAAUGUUUGAGUUAGCUGAGACUUACAAUGAAAUGAUGGACCAGAAACUGACACUGGCCAACAGACAAGAUGAUUCACAGUCUCUCGAUAGCCACACUAUUAAGAAAUUCAACCACCUCUGCUCUUCCUCUGCCAAGUACUUCCAGAUGUUCAUAGACUCUCUGCGUUCUCCGGAGGGGAAGGUACCAGAGCACCUGGAGGAGGAGGUGCUCAGACCGGCUCUGGUGGCCCGUUUCAGAGUAGCCAGACUGUACAGCAAGCUGAUGUGCUCUACACCCUCUGCACAGCUGGACAACAUCAAUAAGGCUCUGGAACACUACAAAUACGUGGUGCAGUAUUGUGAAAGCCACCCUGAGGCGGGAUCCACUGUGGAGACGGAGCUUGAGUUGAGUAGGGAGAUGGUUGGCCUGCUACCUCUCAAAAUCAACCGUCUCAAAGCGAGGAUGGCCAUGAACAACAUCACUGACUGAUUUAUUGGUCAUUCAACCAGAUCAGCCAAUCUCAUCUAAAUUAACCACCUCAUGAUCAAUGGACACUACUGUAUCAGUUAGAGAAACCAGAUGGAAGAUUUACUGACUUUGUCUUGCUAACUUGAAUUUGUCAUUGCCUUUUGUUUGUGCAGUUGGCAUGCUGUUUUCACAACACUUAUGAACAUAUUGCAGACUGUACAUAUGUGCUUUCAUGUGUGUAUUAAAAUGUGUGGUCAAUUUACUUUAAUUCAGACAGCACACAAAAGAAAAUAGGUUGACUACAAAACUAUAGUUGUAUGCAAAAGUGUGGGCACCACUUUGACAAAUAACAUGAUGGCGAUCUUUUUUAAUUGAGAGGGUGGAAACAAAGCCUCUACAGGAUAUUGAACAUAAAACACAAUGUUUUCAGCAAACAUUGACGCAUGGUUACUUUUUAAGUCAUAAACUCUUGAACUCUUUUCAGCUUCAGCAGCACUCUCAAAACAGCCACAGUCAGCCACAGAAACAAAUAGCCGCCGACUGUGAGGGUGUAUUUCCUUUAUGCACCAUUAUGGCAGAUAUGUACAUAACAGAUUUCUAUUGUAUAUUGUUUUGUUUGUCCUCUGUGACCCUGGUCUUAUUCAUCUUUUGUAUAUUUUGUUGUUAAUCAUAUUGGUUUUCAUUAAAUGUGGCCUUAUUUUCUGUUUAGCACAUCAGCACACUGUCUUGAUUUUUUUUCCCAUGCCUCUUUUUUUCAGCUGCUUUAUGUGUCUGAUGGUUAAAGCAAAUGUAAAGGUCUACUGUGAUCACGGUUGGUGUCGCCAUGGUGUAAACAGCCAGACAGACUGAUGUUCAGAUGGUAGAGUUGGUCCAGUUUAUAAUACUAACAAGAUGCUGUUGCUCCUGCUCGCGUCAAACAAAAAAGUGUGUAAAACUUUUGCAUUCUGUUAAAAACCUGUCUGGAACAUCUCAGCCAGUCGUCAAACAUACUGAAAGUAAUUACAACUGUUGCAGGCCUCAUUGAUACUGAAGUUAGAGACAACAUAAUCUGCAUGAUUCAGCUACUUGAACUUGUAUGUUACUGUCUCUGGAAUGUCAUUCUGUUUUAUGUAGAUACUGUAUGUAUAAUAAAUAAACCAAUAAAAUGAUACACACU
Molecule: messenger RNA, 3040 nt
Organism: Scomber scombrus (Atlantic mackerel)
Lineage: Eukaryota; Metazoa; Chordata; Actinopteri; Scombriformes; Scombridae
Gene: kifbp
Product: kinesin family binding protein
Exons: 13
Coding region: 1-1905 (634 amino acids)
Molecular function (GO): protein binding
Source: RefSeq, a predicted model, not a curated record